Lytechinus variegatus (green sea urchin) is the source of this 4824-nucleotide messenger RNA. RefSeq names its product biorientation of chromosomes in cell division protein 1-like 1. Bases 134 to 4654 code for a protein of 1506 amino acids. The transcript is spliced from 8 exons. NCBI's taxonomy places the organism in Eukaryota, Metazoa, Echinodermata, Echinoidea, Temnopleuroida, Toxopneustidae. The record is from RefSeq and is a predicted model, not a curated record.
UGUAUCGACACUGAGUCAAAGGGUACCGAGUCAAUUAAAGCUGCUGGUGAGGUUUCAAUCAAAAUCACCUGAAUUUUCUGUUCUCAUCAGCCAUUUGUUAUUACAUGUAUCUGAAGUAGAUCUGAUUGGCAUCAUGUCUGCUACAGCUAAUGGGGUUGAUCCCGCUCUAGUCACAAGAAUAGUGGACAGAGUGAAAUCCCAAGGAAUUUUCGAUCAGUUUCGCCGUGACUGUCUCGCAGAUGUUGACACGAAGCCUGCAUAUCAGAACUUAGGAACCCGAGUUGAGGGCUAUGUGUCUUCCUUCCUGGCCAAUUUCGUAUGGACACCAGAUAUGAACAAAAACCAACUAAGGAACAGCUUGAGGAGACAAAUUAAUGGAUCUGAAAUGCUUGCCUCUGGUGUAGAGAGAAUCAUUGAACAGGUGGUAGAUGCUCAGAUCCAACAGAUUUUCCUCCCUCGCAUUGAGACGGUUGUCAAGGAGUACCUCCACAGUGAUAAUGCACCGUCUUCCAGUGAUAACAAGGCUACAGAGAAUACAUCUGCACCUACACAACCCACUCAACCCGGGGGCACUGGUUCCAGCUCAAGUCCUGUGGUUUUGGGUGUGAAAGGAUCUCCUACAGAUAGUCCUCUUCCUGGAUGGAGUGCUGCAACUUCCUUUCCGAAGCCACCCCCUCUGCCUGGUGAAACCCAGGAUCAACCUCAGCCUCCUCCCUUGCCAGACUCAACUGCUGUCCAGGAAAAGCCCAAGCCUCCUCCCCUGCCUCGCUCUCGGGAAGCAUCCCCACCACCACUGCCACCCAGCUCGAUACCAGAGAGAAGGCGCACAUCUUCUGUAUCCUCAACACCAAGUUUAGACUCCAUAUCAUCUGAUCCACUUAGCAUUGAUAGUGAGGAGGACAAACCGAAGGAAGUUGCAAAAACUACUCCAGCAAAAAUGUCUCCUGCCUCCUCCACCAAGUCUACUCCUGGAAAGACAUCUCCUGGGAAGGUUGCUCCAGGAAAGAGAAGAGUGAUUCUGAAGAAAGUGGUGGUUCGAAAAGCAGAUGGCACCAAGGUGGUCAGGGUCGUCCGUAUGGACCCUACCAAAGCAACUGCUAAGAAACUGUUGAUGAGGGCUACAGCAAGAGCUGCUGGGGAUCAGGGUGGAUCUCCCAAAGGAAAAACAAUCUCACCUAUGAAAGAUAAGGUAGAAGAUGGUAAGCAAGCUGCUAAAGAAGGUAGUCCUGCCCAGAGCAUCAAAUCAGAAGAUGAUCUCACUAGUGACAUGCAAAUAAGUCCAUUACUUGGAAAAAGAAAACAUUUACCUGUUGACACCAAAGUUUCAAAAGUGGGUGAAGCUCAAGACCUCCCUGCUACAAAAGUCAAGGAUGAACCAACGAGCAGUGGAGAGGAGAAGAGAACUUCAAGACCAAUUAGGUCAAAACGCAGAGGUUACACCAGGGAAGAGAUAGCAGCUGCCCAAGAUGACUCAGAGAGUGAUGAGGAUUGGACACCAUCUCCAGUCAUUCCCAAGGAUGAGGAAGAUAGUCUUUCAAAAGACUUGGAGGAUAUAUCUUCAUCGAGUUCAGAUAUGGACUUUGAAGAAGAAAUGAAUAGUAACUAUCAGACAAACCGGAGAGACUAUUUCCCUGUUGAGGCCUCUGACUCAGAGAGUCAUGUAUCUGAUGUGACUGUUAGCUCUGUGCAUACCAGCGAUCUUUCAUCGUUUGAUGAUAAGAUUAGUUCAUCAUCUAGCUCAUCCUCUAGUAGUGAAGAAGAAGAAGAUACUGAUGACUAUGGAAAAAAUACAGGAAAGUUAGAAGACCAAUCCAAGAGUGAUGACAAGCCCACUUCCUUGCCCAUUCCCUCGAAGGAUGCGAAGGACGAGGCCCCGGAAAGAAGCGUGUCUCCUGCAUCAUCUACAGGAGAGAAGACAUCCCCCAGGCCGGUGGCUGAGGCUAGAUGGAAGAGACAGCACAUGAUGGAUACAGAGGAUGAGGAGACAAAGGCAGAGCGGAGAAAGAGAGCGGAUACUAAAGUAUGGAUUGAUAAGCAUCACAAAGCAUCAGGAUCCAAGGCGGAGGCUAAGGAAGAGAGAGCGAAGCGCAGGCAACAGCUGAAGGAGGAGAGAGAACGUCAGAGGGAAAGUGGUUCUAGUCCAUCUCAAAUUGGGACCAGGAAACAGAGGAGAGGUAGAAGUGGGGAUGAGGGAGCCGAGACCAAACAAUAUACCAAGCAACAGCUCAAAGAGCAGAAACUGCAAGAGAAGAGACGUGAAGCCAAGCGCCAGCGUAGCCUCCUCUCCCAGAGUGAAGACAGUCCAGCAGCACUAGAUUUUAAACCUAGGAGGGAGACCAAGUGGGAACAACCAUCUAUCCUCAGACAGGAAUUCUUUCUCAAGAAGCGAAAGGACUCCAAGAUUCCAUUCCAUCACCUACUCACCAUGGACAUGGCUUAUAAACAGCUUCUAAAGAAGAGUCAGCAGAGAGCAAAGUACAUUGCAAUGAGGGUUAAGGAUGAAAAAGCAGGCAAGAAGUCGUACUGUAGGUUUUCCUUCCAAGCGCCAGGGAAGAAGGCAAGGAUGUCGAGAUGGCAGCAAGUAUUGGCAGAGCGAAAGAAGUGCCAAGUAACUAUGGAAGAGUCUGUUAUACCAGAAGCUGUUGUGGAAACAGUUGAUAUGGAUGAGUCUGAUCAGCAAGUGCAAAGUGCCAAUGAUGGGGAAAGACUGGAAGUUGUAUCACCUGUAAGCCCUGAUGGAACGCCUCAAAUACCUGAAAAGGACACUGAAGGGGGCCUUGAUUAUGAAGCUAUCAAAAGCCCAGAAACUGAAACUGAAAGUAUUGAGGAAAUUGGAAAGAAUAACAUAGAUAAGGUUGAUGAGCCCGAGGAUGAGAGAAUAGAUGCUGUGGAAGAACGUAGCAUAGUCAGCACUGAGAAAGAAGAGGAUACAGCAAUUGAGGAGGAGAAAGAAAAUGAAACAGAGAAAGCAGUAGAUGAUAUUCUUGAUUCUGACACCACUAACCUGAAAAUGGAAGAAAAAGAAAGUGCAGCUCUUUCCACCGACGUAGUGAAUAUUGUUAGUAGUGAGGCCAAUGAAGAGAUUGCUGGUCCUGACAAUGACAGAGAUGAGGAUGAAAGAAUGGAUACAUCAACAACAGAGAGGAUCAUGGAAGAAGAAUGUCAUGAGGAAGAUACAAAAUUAGUGACAGAAGAAGGCGAGCAACUUGAAGAUAGUAGUGAAAUGAACAAAGAGCGAGAAGAGGACAAAGAACAAGAGGAGGACAAAGAGGAAGGACAAAUCAAUACAAAGGAUGAUGAGAAGAACACUGAAUCACCUACAGAAGACAGUGUACCAACUUUUAUUGUCCUGGAAAGAGAGGAGAUAUCAAGCGAGGAAAGUGAUUUUGAUGAACCCGAGGGAGAAAUCACAGAGGAGCAAGUUUAUUCUGAAGAAAAAUCACUGAAGUUGCCUUCCAUUUUCCAACAGACAGAGGCGAUAUCUUCAGAUGAAGAGCUUGAUGAUAUCAUACCACCAUCAGCAAAGCACAAAGCUGAUGAGGAUAGGGUGGAGGAGAGAUCUGAAGGAGAGGUAGAUGAAGAUGCAGCACCUCUACCAGAGGGAGAAUCAAUAACCAAGCUCACUGAAGAUAUAUCAGGAGAUGAGCUUUCUGAUUCUCAGUCCCUGGAGAAUCCACCAACUCCAACCAUGGAUGAACCAUCAGAGUUUGAAGGAAUCAGAGAUGCAAGCAAUGAUGGGCAGGCAGCUAUUCCUAUUGUCCUUGUCGGUAAUCCUGGUGGGUCUGGUAAAAUUCUUGGACAUAGUUACUCCACAGGAUCAUCAAGUGAUAUAGAAGGAACAAGGACAAGGGAAAGCACACCUAAAGAUGAUAGUCAAAUCCAAGAAAAGGUGAAAGACAGCAAAAAGGAAGAGAUUGAGGAGGGAGAACUUGCAGAAAUGGAAGAAGGAGAAGUGCCAGAGGAGAAAGAGCAAGUAUUGGGCCGUAGGACACGGGAUAGAAAUUUGAGUGGUCAGAGUGACCCUUCAGAUGACUCGUUGGGAUAUGGCAAAAGGCCAAGAAGAAGAACCUUCUCCCCACAUCAAGGUAAGGAUGACGAUUACUUGUACUUUGGUCUUCCAAAGCGGACACGACGUCAGUCUCCAACACAAACUCAGUCUCCUACCCUCACACAAGGUGCUGACCAAAAGAAACCCCUCACUAGGGAACGUUCAAGAUCUGGUGCAUUGACAGCUGGCCAGGGUAAAAACUCCCCAACACCAGUCAAGGAAGUGGAGGCAAGGGUACCUUCGGCCCUGACGGAGCGUCGAUCUUCCCGCUACUCAAGGAGGGUGUCGCCUCCUAGACGUUACUCACCGAGUGAACAGAGGACAGCACCGAAGAGCAAAAGCCAAGGCAAUAUUACACCUCCCCUUGUCCCAUCACCGGUGCCUUCCCCCUCACCCCGUGAUCCUGAUCCACCCUCUCAACCUCAGCAGCCCCAUCGUCACUUCACCAGACGGAUGAGUGGGAGGGAUGAAGAAAGGAGGUCUCAUCGUUAUGAAGAUAUGUAUUACUAUGAUAACAAGAAAUCAAAAAGUAAUGCUAAUCAAGCAUCUGCUUCAGGUAAACCUACCCGAAGAACAUCCGCAGAAGAUAGGAAACGGAAGAGGUGAACAAAUUAAUUUCAGUCUCUGAAGAUUAGCAGCUUCUCGUAAAAUUGAGAAUAUAUUCUUUUGAAUAUCUUCAAAAUAUAUGGUAUUCAUGUGUUGUUGAAGGGCAGUAAACUUGUUGUUCUGGAUAAUUGCAAAAUAAUAUUCUUAUUCUCUGAGACCACUGAAAAUGA